Messenger RNA from Nothoprocta perdicaria, 6200 nucleotides. RefSeq names its product eukaryotic translation initiation factor 4 gamma 3 (gene EIF4G3). Gene Ontology annotation, molecular function: mRNA binding; protein binding; translation initiation factor activity. The record is from RefSeq and is a predicted model, not a curated record. Bases 236 to 5335 code for a protein of 1699 amino acids. NCBI's taxonomy places the organism in Eukaryota, Metazoa, Chordata, Aves, Tinamiformes, Tinamidae. The transcript is spliced from 36 exons. Gene Ontology annotation, cellular component: eukaryotic translation initiation factor 4F complex.
GCGGAUCUUCACGCCGACCGUCUCCGCCGUGUACAGCACUGUAACACAAGUAGCAAGACAGCCGGGUCCUCCUGCCCCGUCCCCUUACUCUGCACAUGACAUAAGCAAGGGACACCCCAAUCUUGCUGCCACGCCACCGGGACACGCGGCGUCCCCUGGGCUUUCACAGGCUCCGUACCCCUCAGGACAGAAUGCGGCUCCGACCACGCUGGUGUAUCCGCAAGCCCCCCAGACCAUGAACACGCAGCCUCAGACCCGCUCGCCGCCCAGCAGAACAGUGCCAAUACAUUGCACAGACAACUGGAAGAGGAGGAAGGUUUUGGAACAGAGUCCGGUUUACAGGUCCCUGGCUGGAAGAGGCUGGAUAAAAUACUGCAUUUUCGCAGCGGGGCCUCGACCUGCCCAUCACCAGGGAGGAUUCAGACCCAUACAGUUUUUUCAGAGGCCUCAGAUCCAGCCUCCGAGAGCCACCAUCCAAAACAGCAGCCCUUCCAUCCGUCCCGGCGCGCAAACCCCCACCGCUGUCUAUCAAACCAACCAGCACAUCAUGAUGGUGAAUCACCUGCCGAUGCCCUAUCCGAUGCCUCAGGGCCCCCAGUACUGUAUCCCGCAGUAUCGUCAUAGCGGCCCGCCAUACGUUGGGCCCCCACAGCAGUAUCCUGUUCAGCCACCGGGACCGGGCCCCUUUUAUCCAGGACCGGGUCCUGGAGAAUUCCCUAAUGCCUACGGAACACCUUUCUACCCGAGUCAGCCGGUGUAUCAGUCGGCGCCCAUCAUAGUGCCUACACAGCAGCAGCAGCCUCCGCCAGCUAAGAGAGAGAAAAAAACGAUCCGAAUCCGGGAUCCCAACCAGGGGGGCAAAGAUAUAACGGAAGAAAUUAUGUCCGGAGGGGGCAGCAGGAACCCAACGCCUCCCAUUGUGAGACCCACUUCCACACCGACUCCACCUCAGCAGGUGCCCAGCCAGGUCCCGGAGCCCAGCCCUGUGGCAUGUGGGACUGUGGAGAGCCCCCAUCUCGGUGCUGGUGCCCCCACCACUGCAACGAGCAGCCCGAAGCAAGAAGAGAAGCCAAAACCAGACCCAGUAUUAAAGCCGCCUUCUCCAGUGCUCAGACCAGAAGCUGCUGUGGAAAGGAAGGAUCUCGGCGGCCCGGCGAGCGAGGCCGCCGCCGCGGAGGCCCCGCCGGAGCUUCCCGCUGCCGCCUCGCCGAGCCCGGCGCCUCCGGUGGCGCCUGCCGCUCCUCCCGCCAUCGCCGUCGCGGCUGUUCCCAGUAAACCCCCGUUUACAGCUGAUCCGGAGGAGAGCCGGGAGCCUCCUCCCAAAGAGGAGGCCGCUCCUGUAGCCACGGGCGCCCCUUGCGCGGACGCGGACGCAGCGGCCCCUUCGCCGGCGGAAGAGGCCGAGGCCGAGCCCUGCGAGGAGCCCGCUCCUGUAGCAUCUAGUGAUAUCCCCGUGACUGCUAGUACUAACCUAAUUAGCGAAACGAACGGAGUUAGCGAAAGCGUGGCGGCUCCCGAGAGCGUGGCGGAUGUAGCCCCCGAGGAAGCGGCGCCCUUGACUGUGGAAGCGGAGAGCCCCGAAGCGCCUCCCGCGGACGCGGAGCCGGCGCCGGCUCCGGUGGCGCUUCCCGCCACUCCCUCGCCCCCGCCGACACCCCCGCCGACCCCUCCUCCUCCUCCUUCUCCUUCUCCUCCUCUUUCUGUUGCUGCUGCUGUGACCACUACAACUCCUUCUCCACCUCCUCCUCCGUCUCCGAGUGCCCUCCCUGCUCUUCAGGGGGAUUCGGAAGGAGAGGAGAGCACAAGAACUGCUCUUAGCGAAGAGGAGAAAGAUGCCGAAAAGAAGGAAGAGACUGAAGCAGAUGGGCAAGUGGAGGAGAGUGCGGAGUCUCCGAGUUUGAACUCAAGGAAGAGCCCUGUCCCAGCCCCAACAGCUCUCACUGCACCAAAGACGUGGAAGAAACCAAAAGAUGGGACUGAGGGCACGGAGGAGGCUGAGGAGGUGGAGGUGGAGCCUCAAGUGGAAGAGGAGCUUUCAGGUGACAAAGUACUUGAAUCUGAACCAGAUAAAACAAACCAUGGCUUCCCACUGGAGAAGGACGCCCCCGAAGUUAAGAAGGUGAAAGCUGUGGAGGAGAAUGGAGAGCAGGACGCGGAACCGGUCCGUAACGGCGCCGAGAGCGUCUCCGAGGGCGAGGGCACCGAGGCCAACUCGGGCUUCACCGAGACUUCCAGUGAAGGGCCAGUGUACCAGUAUAAACCAGAGCAGUGGAAGCCCCUGGAUCCCGAAGGCAAGAAGCAGUACGACCGGGAGUUCUUGCUGGAUUUCCAGUUCAUGCCCGCCUGCAUCCAGAAGCCAGAAGGGCUGCCGCCCAUAAGCGAUGUGGUUCUCGACAAGGUGAGAGGAGAGCCCAUCAAACAGGUCAAUCAGCCCAAAUUGCCCCUGAGAACCCUGGACCCUCGGAUACUGCCUCGGGGCCCCGACUUCACGCCAGCCUUCGCUGAUUUUGGGAGGCAGACCUCCGGGGGAAGAAGCGUGUCUGGAAGUGCCUGCAAAGUGCAGAGCAACCCUGGAUUGCCUUCCCUGGCUCGGUGCGGUUCCCCAGCAUGCCCUCUCUUGGUCUCGCCUCACCCACCAUUGAGGAACCUGCCAAUAGGGUUGUUGAAUGUUGGACCGAGGAGAUCUCAGCCGGGCCAGAGGCGAGAGCCCAGGAAGAUCAUCACGGUGUGCGUGAAGGAGGACGUCCACCUCAAGAAGGCUGAGAACGCCUGGAAGCCCAGCCUGAAAAGAGAAAACCAAACUGAGGACCCAGAAAAUGUCAAAACGCAGGAGCUGUUCCGCAAGGUACGAAGCAUCUUAAACAAGUUGACGCCCCAGAUGUUCAAUCAGCUAAUGAAGCAAGUAACAGACCUGACCGUAGACACAGAAGAGAGGCUGAAAGGAGUCAUUGACCUGGUCUUUGAGAAGGCCAUUGAUGAGCCGAGCUUCUCGGUGGCCUAUGCAAACAUGUGUAGAUGUCUUGUAACGCUGAAAGUACCCAUGGCAGACAAGCCUGGGAGCACCGUAAACUUCCGCAAGCUGCUGUUGAAUCGCUGCCAGAAGGAAUUUGAAAAAGACAAAGCUGACGACGACGUCUUUGAAAAGAAGCAGAAAGAGCUUGAAGCUGCUACCACUCCGGAGGAGAAGACGCGGCUCCACGACGAGCUGGAGGAGGCCAAGGACAAAGCUCGACGGAGAUCUAUUGGGAAUAUUAAAUUCAUUGGUGAACUUUUCAAACUCAAAAUGCUCACGGAGGCCAUCAUGCAUGACUGCGUGGUAAAGCUGCUGAAAAACCACGAUGAGGAGUCCCUUGAGUGCCUUUGCCGCCUCCUAACUACCAUUGGCAAGGACCUGGACUUUGAGAAAGCAAAGCCUCGCAUGGACCAGUAUUUUAAUCAGAUGGAGAAGAUUGUGAAAGAGAGAAAAACAUCUUCGAGGAUCCGGUUCAUGCUUCAGGACGUAAUAGACCUCAGGCUGUGCAACUGGGUUUCGCGGCGAGCAGACCAGGGCCCGAAGACCAUUGAGCAGAUUCAUAAAGAAGCCAAGAUUGAAGAGCAGGAAGAACAGAGGAAGGUCCAACAACUCAUGACCAAAGACAAGAGGAGACCGGGUGUCCAGCGGGUCGAUGAAGGCGGUUGGAACACUGUGCAAGGGGCAAAGAACAGCAGAGUGCUGGACCCCACCAAGUUCCUUAAAAUCACCAAGCCCACAAUAGAUGAGAAGAUACAGCUUGUGCCUAAAGCCCAGUUGGGCAGCUGGGGCAAGGGCAGCAGUGGUGGAGCCAAGGCGAGUGAGAUGGACUCCUUACGACCAAGUGCCACUAGUCUGAACAGAUUUUCUGCGCUGCAGCCUCCAGUCUCAUCCGUAUCUGCCUCAUCUGCAUCCUCAGAGUUAGAUUCUCGCAGGGCCUUAACUAGUCGUGGGAGCACGGGCAGGGAGAAGAAUGACAAACCUCUCCCACCUUCGCUCUCCCGUCCAAACACCUUCCUUCGAGGCAGCAGCAGUAAAGAGCUGCUGCUGGACAACCAGGCGCAAGAGGAGCAGCGGCGAGAGAUGCUGGAGACGGUGAAGCAGUUAACGGGCGGCAUGGAGGUGGAGAGAAACAGCUCAGAGGCCGACAGGAGCAAGGCCAAGGAGCCUGCCAAGCCAGAAGCGCCCCCAGCUCCCGUACAAGACAAGCCUUCAUUAUCAGAAGAGGAAAUCGAGAGAAAAUGCAAAUCUAUCAUUGAUGAGUUCUUGCAUAUUAAUGAUUUUAAGGAAGCGAUGCAGUGCGUGGAGGAGCUGAGCGCCCAGAACCUGCUGCCUGUUUUCGUGCGAGUGGGAGUGGAGUCCACGCUCGAGAGGAGUCAGAUCACCAGGGAUCACAUGGGCCAGUUGUUAUAUCAGCUGGUGCAGUCAGGAAAGCUGAGCAAGCAGGAUUUCUUCAAGGGGUUUUCAGACACCUUGGAGAUGGCAGAUGAUAUGGCCAUAGAUAUCCCUCAUAUUUGGUUAUACCUAGCUGAGUUGGUGACCCCCAUGUUAAAAGAAGGAGGAAUCUCUAUGAGAGAACUUAUGCAAGAAUUUAGCAAACCUUUGCUUCCUGUGGGAAGAGCCGGGGUCUUGCUUGCUGAAAUCUUGCACCUUCUAUGCAAACAAAUGAGCCAUAAGAAAGUGGGAACCUUAUGGAGGGAGACUGGCCUCAGUUGGAAGGACUACUUACCUGAAGGGGAGGAUGUACAUACCUUUCUCAUGGAACAAAAGUUGGACUUCACGGAGUCUGACUGUUCCAGUUCCUCAGAAGCACUUUCAGAGAAGGAACUCUCUGCAGAAGAGCUGAACAAACAGCUAGAAAAACUCAUCGUCGAGGACAAGGCGAACGACGAACAAAUCUUUGACUGGGUAGAGGCUAAUCUAGAUGAAAACCAGAUGAGUUCACCUACAUUCCUUAGAGCUUUAAUGACAGCAGUUUGCAAAGCAGCUAUUAUAGCGGACUCUUCUAGCUUCCGUGUGGACAAUGCUGUUAUCAAGCAGAGAGUGCCCAUCUUACUCAAGUACCUAGACUCAGACACAGAGAAGGAACUACAAGCACUUUAUGCACUACAAGCAUCAAUAGUAAAACUUGAUCAACCUCCUAAUUUGUUGCGGAUGUUUUUUGAUUGCCUGUACGACGAGGAGGUGAUAUCGGAGGAUGCCUUCUACAAGUGGGAGAGCAGCAAGGACCCAGCGGAGCAGAACGGCAAGGGAGUAGCGCUAAAAUCCGUCACGGCGUUCUUCACGUGGCUACGGGAGGCCGAAGAGGAGUCGGAGGAUAAUUAAAACUUAAAAAAAUACAGAGAGAAAAAAAAAAAAAAAGAAAAAAAAAAGAAACAAGUAUUUUUUUAAAAAGUUUCACGUCUUCGCCAAUCACAGUGCAGCAAGGCCAAUUCUCGCGCAGACCCCCCCUUCCCCCACACAUGCACGAGUGGGAGAGGUAAAAAUAGCUAAACACAAAGGUGAUCAUGGAGGAAAAAAAGGUACUUGAAAACAAAAAACUUCAAACCUGAGGGCGGGAGCACUAAACCAAAAUACAUGUAUUAUUUAUAGAAAAUAUUUUCUGUUUUAAUCUUUUUUUUUCUUUCCUUUUUAAACAAGGACUCAUACUUACAGAAACACAAAGCGAAAUGAAUCUGUUUAGCACAAAGAAAAAAGUUGAAAACUUUUAAUUUAUUAUUUUAAGGACUGCAAAUGCCAGUGUAAUUUUUAAAUUUGCAGUUUCUGUAAACAAAUUGUAUAAUAGAACAAAAGCAGAGAAAUAAAUUUCCCUCCCCUUCCUACGCACCUCAGUUUUGUUUCAAAGCAUGAUAACUAGACAAAACUUUCAAGGGGUUUGGGGUAAGCUAGAUGAGGAAGAGAGAAAUUUUUUUUAAUUGUCAACAGAUUUUUUUGCCUGCCUCUCAGCUUGCUUCAGAAAUUUAAAAGAAAAAAAAUAAUAAUCAAAACGUACAUAACCUUGGAACGGAAGGAAAUGCAUUUGAGAAAACUGCUGUGGACCAGAGUGCUCCGAAAAUAACUCGUUCAAAACAGUGCUACCCUGGGGGAAAAGGAAAACAAAAACAAAAGUACUAGUGAUACUUUCAGAACCUUUAGAGCAACUUUAAGGCUUGUAAAUACAUAGAACAAAUAUUUAAAAAAAAAAAAAAAA